GGACGAGGCCGUCAAAGGACCCAAAUUUUCGCCGUCUGACGCACGGAGAAUCCAAUCCCCGGCGCCAAGAGUUCCCCCCAUCGCCCGCUAGCCCCGCCGCCCGUCCUCCUUUCUCCUGUCUUCCUCGCUCGUUCCGUUCCCCAAAUCGCCGACGCUAGGGUUCCUCUCCCUCCACCGACCACCGCCGCCGUUCCCGCCGUCUUGUUCGCGUCGUCGGCCUCGCUCCGUCCUCGCCCCGGCCAUCGCCAAGGUCCAGCCGGGGUCAGGCUGUUCCUCGCCGGCGCCAGACGUACCGGCCGCAAGCCCGCAAUCCCUCGACGUACCCGGGUCCAGCCGGGCCGCCUGGGAUCCGGGGUGCCUCCCACGACGCUGACAGGGAUCCGGGCUCCCGGCGACCUCCGUUUGCCCCCGCAGCGCCUCCCGCCGAGGAACUCCAGCUUGCAGCUUGGAUUCUCCGUGCGUCAGACGGCGGAAGCUUCCACUCAUCGGUGGCCACGGCAGAAAGUCGCGAGCACUGAGCAUUGCUCUCAACUCUGCUUCUUGCACUGCAGAAUCUUUAGGGUCUCGAUCCUCCUCCGCCUUGCCACUUCCGCGCGCGCCGAUGGCGCCAUCGUGGUCGGAGCUGCCGUCGGAGCUCCUCGGCGUCGUCUUCCUCCACCUGCGCUGCCUCGCAGACCGCGUCUACUUCGCCGCCGUCUGCCGCUCCUGGCGCUCCGCCACGGCCCCCGCGGUGCCGCCGCCGCCGCAGCUCCCGUGGCUCCUCCUCGUCCCGUCCGCCGGCGCGCCCUGCUUCGUCAGCCUCCUCGCGAGCUCCGCCCGCCGCCGCAUCUCGCUGCCCCACGGCGCCCACGGCGCGCGCCUCUGCGGCGCCCACGCCGGCGGCUGGCUCGCCGUCGCCGCCAGCGGCUGGCGCGCGUGCGCGCUCGUCAACGCCUUCUCCCGCGCGCGGGUCCCCCUGCCCGACAGGAUGAGGGUGCCCAGGCACGGCAUCACGACCUGCCUGGUCGUCCGCGCGGUCGCGCUCUCGGCGCCGCCCACCUCGCGGGGCUGCGUCGCCGCCGCGCUCGUCAGCGGCGUGUCCAACCUCGCGUUCGUGCGGCCCGGGACGGACCGCCAGUGGCUGGCCUCCGAUGCCGUGCCCGGGCUCCAGGACGUCCUGUACCACGACGGCGAGGUCCUGCGGGGCUUCCACGCCGUCACCAGCGACGAGGCGAUCACGGUGUUCGUGCAGGAAGGCGGCCAGGGCGGCGCCGGCGCGCCCGCCCUCAGCAUGGCCUGGAGGUGCUACCGGAUGCGGCGGCGGCACAACGCGCCGGCGCCGAGCCGGUCCCCCUCCGCCGGCGUGAGCCGCUACCUGGUGGAGUCCCGCGGGAAGCUGCUGAUGGUCGUGCGCCGCUUCCCGUCCGUCCAGCACGAGCACGGCGGCGGCGGCGCGGCCACGGCGCGCGGGUUCGAGGUCUUGGAGCUGGGGGUGCAGACCCUGCCCGGUGGCGUUCACGUGGCGUGGUGGUUGGAGCUCGACGGCGGCUUGGACGGGCGCGUGCUCUUCCUCGCGCGAGGAUGCUCCAGGGCGUUCGAGGCGUCCCAGUUCGGCGGCUUCUUGCAGGAGGGCAUCUACUUCUUGGACGACACAAGCUUCGACAUCUCCUUGGCGCUGUCGCGCGGGGGCAAUUUCCCGUGCAGCGACGUCGGCUGGUACUCGGGCAGCGAGAUCAUGGCUGGGAUCAAGGGCUUCCCGUCCGAGUUCCAGUCGACUUUCUCGUCACCGACCUGGUUUUACCCAUGACUUAUUAGCCGCACUGCUCGCGUUCAUUCGAUCACUCUGUUCUAGCUCUACCAUGAGCUCGUGCCUAGUGGGACCACUUGUUCAUCACCAAUGCAGUUGUCCUCUAGAACAAAAUUAAAGGCACACUUUGUCUAUGUUUAUCAAUUGCCAUAUUUUUCUCAUUAAGAGGUGGAGUGGUACAAAGCCUCCACCAUCACG
Molecule: messenger RNA, 1984 nt
Organism: Panicum virgatum (switchgrass)
Lineage: Eukaryota; Viridiplantae; Streptophyta; Magnoliopsida; Poales; Poaceae
Exons: 1
Coding region: 602-1786 (394 amino acids)
Molecular function (GO): protein binding
Source: RefSeq, a predicted model, not a curated record